AUGGGGCCUGCAGCUGCAUCACGCCCCGAUAACCCUGUGCCCGCUGUCGGGUGGACAGACGGACGGACGGAGCCGGCCGGACCUGUCUGCACCCCGCUGCGCACCGGGAAGGGCCUCGCAGCACCCUGCACCCCUGCGCAGGAGCCGACGGCGUGGGAGGACCGGGCUGUGCCCCACGCACCCGCAACGGUGAGGGGUCCCCGUGCUGUGCCCUGUGGUGGCCACGGCCACCUUGCUGGGGGUUGCUUUCUGAGGGAAGCCUUUGCUCCCGCCACCCUCCCCACGCCAGGUCAGGGCGUCCCAUGGGACGCGAGGUGGGGACAGUCCCAGCUCAGGGCCCCGCACGCCCGCCCGGGGGCAGGGUCGCGGUUGGGCAGGUGUCCGUGUGUCUGGAGCGCGGCUGUCUUGCAGGGCGCAGCGCCGCGCGCCAUGGGGGACUGGAGCCUGCUGGGGCGGCUGCUGGAGAGCGCCCAGGAGCACUCCACGGUGGUGGGGAAGGUCUGGCUCACCGUCCUCUUCGUCUUCCGCAUCCUGGUGCUGGGGGCGGCUGCCGAACGGGUCUGGGGCGACGAGUUGGCUGGCUUCUCCUGCGACACGCAGCAGCCCGGCUGCCAGAACGCCUGCUACGACAGCACCUUCCCCCUCUCCCACCUCCGCUUCUGGGUCCUGCAGAUCAUCUUCGUCUCCACCCCCAGCCUCGUGUACUUGGGACACAUCCUGCACCUGGUGCACCUGGAGGAGAAGGCGCAGCAGCGAGCGGUGGCACGGGCUGGCAACGGGGCCAGGCGGCAGCGCCCCGGGCAGCCCCCGCUCCACACAGGGGACGUGCGGGGCCGGGUCCAGAUGCGGGGGGCCAUCCUGAGGACAUACGUCUGCAACGUUGUCUUCAAGGCUCUCUUUGAGACGGGCUUCAUCGCGGGUCAGUACGCCUUGUAUGGGUUUGAGCUGAAGCCCCUCUACACCUGCAGCCGCUGGCCCUGCCCCAACACCGUCAACUGCUACAUCUCCCGGCCCACCGAGAAGACCAUCUUCAUCCUCUUCAUGCUGGGGGUGGCCUGCGUGUCCCUGCUGCUGAACCUGGUGGAGAUCUACCACCUGGGCUUCACCAAGUGCCGGCAGGGGCCACGUCCCAGGUCCCAAGUCCUGCCUGGCCCUGGCGGCCCUACAGAGCCCCGCAGCGCCCGUGUCACCUUGCCUGGUGCUGGCAGCCUCACGGAUGCCAGCAGACCCCACCAUGGCCUGGCACCCCUGGGGAAGGCUGGCGCGUGGCUGGGGGUGGCCAGCGGGUCCCGCGGGAAGGCGCGAGUGGGGGACCUGGCGGUGUGAACGCAGCCGGUGUGUCGGGAUGCUCAGGGAUGGGUGAUGCGCAGGAUGCUGUGGUGGCCACAGUUGUGGUUGCAUCUCAAGGACCUGCCAGGCCCCACGGCCAGUGCAAGAGCUGGGCAUGUCCAGGAGCAGCAGGACCAGGCUAGGGCAGGGGCAAACACCACUACCCCGCCCAUCAGCCCUGGGGAGCAAAUAAACACUCGGUA
Messenger RNA from Cygnus olor (mute swan), 1532 nucleotides. Its product is annotated as gap junction alpha-3 protein-like. The record is from RefSeq and is a predicted model, not a curated record. Gene Ontology annotation, biological process: cell communication. Lineage: Eukaryota; Metazoa; Chordata; Aves; Anseriformes; Anatidae. Gene Ontology annotation, cellular component: connexin complex. The coding region runs from base 1 to 1326 and encodes 441 amino acids. The transcript has a single exon.